Lutzomyia longipalpis is the source of this 2913-nucleotide messenger RNA. RefSeq names its product wolframin (gene wfs1). Gene Ontology annotation, molecular function: protein binding. Gene Ontology annotation, cellular component: endoplasmic reticulum membrane. Gene Ontology annotation, biological process: calcium ion homeostasis; endoplasmic reticulum unfolded protein response. Bases 335 to 2860 code for a protein of 841 amino acids. The transcript has 5 exons. The record is from RefSeq and is a predicted model, not a curated record. NCBI's taxonomy places the organism in Eukaryota, Metazoa, Arthropoda, Insecta, Diptera, Psychodidae.
CGUUUCGGAAUAUUCGGAGUUGGUUGUUUUUGUGAUGUUUAUGCAAUUUGUUGUUCCUCUAUUUUUGCACAAUUCUGCCUCAAAUUGCAAAAUAAUUUGUGAAUUCCGUGAAUAAUUUGACUUAUUGUAGCUAAAUCUUCUUCAGUGUGCUGAAAUUCGUGCAAAUUUUGGUGAAAAUUCUUCAUUUUUGCUCAAUAUUUGGGAAAGGUGCAAAAGUGAGGUUAUAUGUGGGGGAGUGAAUGAAGAGUUUUUUCCUCCGGAGAGAUUUCCUCUGUAGGGGGUAAAAUUUCUAUUUAUAUCUUGGAAAAAACAGCGUCAGGGAAUCCCCAAAGUCAUGGCCACUUGGACAAGGAAUGAACCCCAAAAAUCCUCAACGAGGAAGAAAUGGAAUCUCGAAAAUAAACAAUCCCUGAAUAAUCUCAAGUACCAAAUAGCUGAGGAUGGAUGCUCAGAAAUUCAGUAUGAUAUGGCAACAAAGUUGCUGGCAGAGAAUUCCGAUGUGGACAAUGAGGUGAAGGGUGUUUAUUGGCUCACAAGGGCCGCUAAGGAGGGUCAUGAGGGGGCCCUGGCACUGCUGAAGGAGUGCUUUGAGACUGGCCGUGGGAUCAGUGCGUCAAAUGAGUGCGAAGUUCAGGCUUGCUUGUCAAUGAGCAGGGCUGAGAGGGCGGCCCGGAAAGCCGCUCGGGAGGUCUUUGUGUGCCUCUCGAAGGGCGAGGAGUACAUAACGGCGGCCCAGCUUGAGCAGAAGAUGCGCGAAAUCUAUCGAAUCCAGAAGAAUCGACGACGACGUGGUGCCCAGGAGAAUCUGGAGAAUGGUGUUUCAGCAAGUCCUCAGCUCUACCGUCGUCGGGUGCUGAAUGGGGAUGAAGAGCUCUUCACGGAGGCGAAUCUCCUCUCAGCAGCCGGGCAGUACUCACAUGGGCAUCUGCCGAAUAUGAUGCGAGAUCUCACCGUUACAGCCCCUCAUCCGCAUUCCCUCGACCACGUGCCACUCCUCUAUCGUCCUAUUGUGCAUCCCCUCCUUUUCUGGACCCUCAUCUACCAUCGUCUGAUAAAACUCCUGGCGCGGCUUCCGGAAUGCGACUACAACGUCAAAAUUCCCAUCCUCCUCUUUGCCUACCUCCUCUUCUCCAAUGACAGCGUUUCCUUGGCAACAUUUGUGCCCACCUUUGCCUACUACCUGUCCAUCCUCAUCAUGGUCGUGGCUACGUUCAAAGUUCUCAAAGCAAAGCACGACUACGUGGACUUCCGGAUAUGGUCAGGACUCUUCCUCCGCUAUGGUGAUGAAUCGCUGGAGACAGAGAAUACAGAAGCACAAUUCCUCCGGAAUAAUCUCAAGCCAUUCAUGUACUUCUUCGGAGCACUUAUCACCAACCUCAUGCUGACGCCAAUUGUGUCAGAUCAGUGGAUCCCUCAUUCAGAGAUGACUGUUGUGGCAUUUGUGCUCACCUUCAUCACACUCUUCGCCUUCAUGUACUCCACAUCCUCCUUCAUGCCCGAUUACCUCAUUCUCAUCUCCUUUGGCGUGAACAUCCUGGCAAAGCAUCCCUACGAGAUGGACAGUGUGGUGAAUCUCGGAUGGCGCUUCCUGGACAUGCAGGCACCCGCCUACCAAUCCUUUGUCAUUGGCAAUGGCAUUGAGUUCUGCCUCAACUGUCGUGCUCUCCUCUACCUCAUCAUCCCACUCCUACUCAUCCAGAUUGCAGCACGAGAGAAUUGGCGUGGGAUCUACAAGUUUCUCAUUCCACACUGCGUCACUCUCAGCUGGCUGCAGAUCUGCAUCUCCAGCUCUCAGUUCUCAACGAUGUUUGGUCUUGUCCGGGCAACACUGGGCCUCGCUGGAGUCUUCCUCUUUCUGCCCCUUUUCGGCAUCGCAACACUCCUCCUGCCCGUCUUCACGCUCGUGGAUACCUUCAUUGCCACAACGCCUACAAUUAAGUUGUCUGUUAUUGCUCUCAUUGCCAUUGUCAUCCUCAUUGCGUGCAGCUUCCUGGCUACAAAUCCCACCACGCAGAAGUACUUGACUUUCUUCCAGUUCUCAAUUUGCAUCGCCGUGGUUGCCAUUCAAAUCAGCCCUCUAGUCUCACCACCUAUCUCAGUGCCACGCAACGAAGACUCUCUCUUCAGCCCAUUAAUUGAGACUCUAAAUCCCAUUGAGGCACCGCCUGACUUCACGGAGAGAUCCUUCGGCAUGUCCUGGGAUGUCUUCUACCGGUACUGCCAUAAUCCAGCGUGGGAGCAUGUGAGUAAGGUCCACUCCCGCAUUCGCUGCAGUGCCCUCAAUGGGGUCACCGUGAAGUGGGAUGGAAGUGUGAAGGAAGUGGACCUGGGGAGGAUUCGCAAUACGCGGGAAAUGCUGCUGAAGUACGUUAAGCCAAAGAUACUCAGGGAUGCGCUUGUUUGCUACUUUGGCGAGGAAACUGCCGUCCGCUGUGGCGCCGGGGAGGAUUGCGAGGAGAUGAAGGAGUUCAUUGAGAGCAAUGCUAAAUGCAAUUUAGGAAAAUUCAACACAUACGACUAUCAGAUUACAGUUCGUAUGAGUUCGGGCGUCUUCAAGGCACCCACAGAGAUCUCCUUGAUGGCUGAUCAUGAUUUUGGGAAUUUCACAAUGCGCCUCAAUCAAUCGGAUCGCAUUUGGUUUGUUGGGGAAUUGAGUUUACUGCGUGAGGCCGAGAAGAAGGUGUCUGAUGUGCGAAUAGAUGUGAAGGCAAUGGGAUGUCUGAGCUGCUCGGAUAAGGAGUUGUCAUUCAUCCGGGCACGUGGCAGUGACUACAGAUGGGAGACAUUUAGUCAGAGCUUCGUUAAAUGCGGCAAAUACGUUCUCAAUAUCAUCUUCAACCCACUGCUGACGUUCAAAUGAGCUGGAUUCGCAUUGGGGGGCAAAUAAAGAUGAAUAUUUUUUCCUUUAGUGUG